AUGGUGCCCCGAGCCACCUCCGUUGAUCGCGCCAUGAGGCUUUGCCUGAGCCACACCCCUCCCAUUCGCAAGCUGCUGGAUUCCUAUGAGGAGCUGCGGGAGGGUCUUGGGCACCAGCCUUUGCGCCCUUGCCUGAACAUCUGCCUGGAAGGGGAGAGGCAAGACACCGUCCAUGGCAAGAAAAAGAAGAAGGUGGUCUUUGCCGACAUGAAGGGCUUUUCACUCACGGCUGUCCACAUCAUCUCCAAGAUUGAGGAGGACCUGUGUGAUUUGCACCAAGCUCUGUCUCACCUGACCAACUUCCGGAACAAGCUACGUGGCUCCCGUCCUGAGACAAAAAAAUACAUGCUGGAUUUUCCCCAACCUUCUGCUGAUUAUUUAGCCUUUCGCAACCACUUGCAAAGCAGCUGUGUGUCUCUGGAGAACUGUGUGAUCCAGGAGAAGUCCCUUUCAGGGACCAUCAAAGUCAGAAACAUCAGCUUUGAGAAGAAAGUGUACAUCCGCAUCACCUUUGAUUCAUGGAGGAGCUUCCGUGACAUCUGUUGCCAGUACAUGCCCAACACAUACGGCCUCACCGACACGGAUGUCUUCUCCUUUGAGGUGACCCUACCAAAGUCAACAGCUCCUUGUGGGAAUAUUGAGUUCUGUGUUUCCUUCCACUGUGGCCAGAAAGUCUAUUGGGACAACAACCACAGGAAGAAUUACAGAAUCCGGCCCAUAAUGGGUCCUUCCCCUCCCAGUGCACACUCCCGUCUGGCAAAGGGCACCUUCAUGGCUGGCGAGCCCCUGGGCACCUCUCGCGCUGCCGCUCUGGUCCUCUCUCGCUUGCACACCUGGAGGCGCUCCAAUGACCAUGCCUACUGGUAGGGAUGCUUUGGACUGAGCUCUUUCGGCUGAGCUCCAGAUCAUCACUCUGACCUAUUGCUCUCCUGGUGGCUCUUGCAAAGACCACCUGUGGCCAAUGCCACGUGCCGGGUCUAUACUUUGGCAGUGUGCAAUUUGAUCUUCAUUUGCAACCAAGCUAUAAGCUCUUGAGGUUCAUGGAAGAAUUGGGGAUGGCUGCACCAGAGAGACUUUGACGGCCAGAAGCUGUCCAAAUUGGAGGUGCAGGACAAGGAGAAAGCAGGCUCUCCCAAUUAUUCCACUGCAGAUCGGAACUGGACGGAACUCCCAGAUCUGGGAGGAAGCUUGCCUGGUUUCAUCAGCAUGGAUUAGAAAAACUGUCUAGAACUCCUCAUAGCACCAUAUUGGUUCUUAGCCCUGCAGGCCAUUCUUAGAUCAGGAGUGGGGGAGCUUUUUCCUGCAUGAGGGCCUAGUUCCCUUCCAGGGAACUUUCCAGGGGAUACAUGCCAUUGGUGGCUGGGGCCAGAAGUGCAAUUUCUACAUGCCCUCAUACAACCCCUUCUGUUGUCCAUCCAUUGUCAUUGCUGCCCUGGGCUCCUUUGGGAGCAAUUAUUAAUAAUGUCAAGCAAGUUCAAGGACACAUUCCAGCCAGGCAACAACCCUCAAAGAGGGCCAAUAGUGGGUGGGGAGAGGGGUUCUGAUCUGCAGAGAAUCCUGAAGGUCAGAAUGAGAGGCUGGGAAGGCCAUAUUCUGGCCCCGGUCCAAGGAUUCUUUGCCCCUGACUUCUGUCUGCCUGUCUCUCUCUCUGACUCCCCAUAUUGCAAUAAAGGUACUGACCUACCUUACAGGGUGGUUAUAAGGAUUAUGCACGUGAAGAGUUUUGCACAUCUAAUAUCUCCAACCCUACAUGCACCUACCGGAGAGCAAGUCCCUUUGGCAGGACUGACAUCAGGAGUAAGUGUGCAUAGGAUCUUGUGCUGCAUAAUGCUAAUGUAAAUGUCAAAUUGUUAUUAAAUAUUG
Molecule: messenger RNA, 1863 nt
Organism: Zootoca vivipara (common lizard)
Lineage: Eukaryota; Metazoa; Chordata; Lepidosauria; Squamata; Lacertidae
Product: protein phosphatase 1 regulatory subunit 3C-like
Biological process (GO): regulation of glycogen biosynthetic process
Cellular component (GO): protein phosphatase type 1 complex
Molecular function (GO): glycogen binding; protein phosphatase 1 binding
Source: RefSeq, a predicted model, not a curated record